CUAUCAAUCAGACAGCCUUUGCACGGUCCUGUGGGUAACAUUCAAAAUGGCGUUCCUGUGCCGUCUUUGGAAUAGCGUCCUCAGAUGACCAGAUAAACAAUACAAUAUUCGACUCUAUCCUGCAAAGAAAGGAAGAACGAGCCCUUAGGUACCUUGCUUGAGUAUUUUUAUUUUUGUUCGAGAUUCUGCAAUCGCCUGAAGGGGUUUAGAAUUUGGUCCGUGAGUCUAUUAUCAGCGCUGUUGUGUUUUGAGUUCUCGUCUACCAACAUUAACACAAGAACACAAGGAAAUUCCAAACGCCAACGCUUUCCUCUCGAGAGAAUGGUCGCAUUUUUAUGUCAGAAACAAGACUAAAGUGUCCAGAUAUGAUUUGAAUAAUUGCGAGAAAGAUUUGAGUCUAGUGUGACAGUGAUGAGGAGAAUUAAGCGAGCCUUAUCGCUUCGAGGCUUAAAAAGCGAAGAUGUUCUCUCAGAAUUAGAAGAACAAAUUGCUACAGACGGUAAUGGUCGAAAUAAUGGAUUUGAUUCAAAUGACAGUGCAUUUACAGAUGAAAAAGUAUCCCAGGGUGACACCACCUACAGUAGGCCAGUUAUGAGAAUUAAACCACGAUCCAAAUCGACUCUCUCUUCUUCUGGAGGACCAAGCAAGCGGUUCUCUCUACCAGUCCUCCAUUAUGGUGCAUCUUUGAAUGAUCUCUCAUUGAGCAGAAGUCCCAAAUCUGCACAGAAAAGUGCUAGUUUUGAUCAAUAUCCCUCCAUAGACAAUCAAACUAACAACGUUAGUAGGACAUCAAGACGUCUAUCCUUGUCUGAAUUAGGUUAUGGAAAAAUGGAAACUUACACCAAGCUAGACAAACUAGGAGAGGGAACAUAUGCUACAGUAUUUAAAGGCAAAAGCAAAAUAACAGAUAACUUAGUUGCACUCAAAGAGAUUAGGCUGGAACAUGAAGAGGGGGCUCCCUGUACUGCUAUCAGAGAAGUUUCACUACUGAAGGAUCUCAAACAUGCUAAUAUCGUAACACUCCAUGACACAGUGCACACUCAUAAAGCACUGACUUUGGUUUUUGAAUAUCUGGAGAAAGACCUGAAGCAGUACAUGGAUAAUUGUGGAUCAAUAAUGAGUAUGAAUAAUGUUAGGGUAUUUUUAUUUCAACUUUUAAGAGGACUUGACUACUGUCACAAAAGAAAGGUGUUACACAGGUAUAGACCGCCAGAUGUGCUACUUGGUUCGACAGCUUAUUCAACACAAAUAGACAUGUGGGGCGUUGGAUGUAUAUUUUAUGAAAUGGCUACUGGCCGACCUCUGUUUCCCGGUUCAACAGUUGAGGACGAACUUCAUUUAAUUUUCAAGUUGCUCGGAACUCCCACGGAGGAAUUCUGGCCAGGAAUCUCAACUAAUGAAAUAUUUUUAGCUGGAACAUUUCCUAUCUAUCCGAGAGAACAUUUAAUAAACCAUGCUCCAAGACUGGACAAUUCUGGUCUAGAAUUGCUGGAAAUGUUUUUAGAGUAUAGCGUCAAAUCAAGAAUAUCAGCCCAUGAUGCCAUGAGACACGAAUACUUUUAUAGUUUUGGUCCGAAAGUUCUCGAACUGGACGAUCUUCAGUCAAUUUUUACGAUAGAAGAAAUUCGAUUAACCAAAGAUCCUGGAUAUAGAACCACCGCUAAAGGCACAGGGGGUCCCACCAAAAGACGUCAAAGUAUGCUGUUUUAGAAAAUAUACAAUACUAUAUGGUUCACAUUACGAAUAUCGGCAAAAUAUUUACACUAUUCAGAAUGGAAGGCAUUUCCUGCUACCUAAAUACAAGUAUAGCUGUGGAGACCAUCCUUGAAUCCAGGCCAGCACGUUUUGAAUCGUUGGUAAGAGGUACAAAGGCACUAGCAAAGAGUCAUAUUUGUCCGCAAAUGAUGCUGACAACGCGAAGUAAUCAAAAAGGAAUUUAUAAUAUGAUUUUGUUGAUUUGGAGAUCACACAAUCUCAGGCUGGACCGUGACAAGCUGAUGUCACGCAACAUGCAUUUACGGCAUAUUUUAUAGUCACUCUUUAUCGGGAAUCAAGUAUCGCGUUCCUAUUUUUCCACGAAGAAAUCGUUCUUAAUUUUUUUAAUUAGAGAUUUUCGUUGUCGUUUUGAAAUUCGAAAAUAUUUUAAUUGGAAUAAUCGCUGUUUUUUAAUAUUAAUUUAUUUGCUCGAAUUUCUUAUUUGAUAAUCUAAAUGUAGAAAUGCCCAACGAAAAUGAAACAAAUUAUGUAAAAAUAAUUGCUGAAUAUAUUUGAAUUUAAAUUUUACAAUUUUUUCGUCAAACUUAAGAUAGUUGUUGAUUUGAUGGCCAUUUUGGACUGCAAUCAAGUCAGAAAUUGAUUGUUAGACUAUAAUUAUCAACUUAGCAAGAGUGGUUUUCAUUCAAAUGAGAAACGUUAGGUACUAACCCUAUUCUUCGUUUGCAAUAGACGUCAUAGCCGCCAUGUUGGAAGAAUUUGACAAAAGAUUUUUAAAUGAAUUCUUUUGUUAUAUCUUCCAACAUGGCGGACAUCCCUUUUGUUAUCGUGCUCUCUUGGGAUUGAUUGCAAACCAAGAAUUACGUACAAGUCAUGGAAUGCCAUUACAGUGAAAUGGCUUCCCAUUGUUUUCGUGUGAAUCACCCAAUCAAAAUGGGCGUCAUUGUUACAAUUAGAUAUGACAUGGCUACAGUGUAGUUACGCCUAUCGUUUCCAUCCCUUAUGAAAACUGCUCCAAACUUACUGAAAAAAUAUUUUCAUAGGGUUUCAAAACUAUUGCUAAUUAUACGACAAAAUGAAAAAUCAAUCAGGAUUAAAAACCUGUCACGCUCUUAGAAUAAAAUUGCAAUUUGGGGGAUAGGGUACAUUAGUUAUAAUACUUAUCAAAAAAUUAAAUAUCGUAUAUGAUUUUUAAUUUCAUUUUCUGGGCCUUUCUGCAUUAGGCGAUAUGGCCUAGCAGGUCACGUGAUUUCUUCCGCCAUGUUUGCAAAUAUGGAGUUCAUAUUCGCUGUAAACCCUUCCGAUUUUCAGAGAAGGCUAGUGUAAUAGAUUAGGAAUACAUUAGAAAUAGAUUAUGCAUAUUAAGUUGAUGGACGCAUUUUGCGUCCAACAAGACGGAAGGCAGUCACGUGACUAAAUGGUAUACAUAUGGCUUAUAAGCUAAGGUAAUAAUAAGCAAAUGGUUUGAUCUUAUCUCAAGGCAUAUUAUCAAAAUUUGAAUUGUUAAUACUUCAUGUGGACGUACCACUAAUAAGGCUGUAAAGUCACUGAAGGUCUUAUUUCAAAUAUGUGAAAUAUCGUACUGAGAGAAAAUAUGGCCAUAACGUAAGUGUCCCCACUAGUUCUAAUUGUCAAGAUGUUGAAUUCGUUGAUAUUACCUCAAUGUUAUCGUAGUAUAGGAAUCAGAGGGGAAAUCUGAUCUGUACAAAUCUUACACGUACUUCUUCUUUUUUGUAAACAAGAUUUUGGCUUGGGGUACCUGUGCUCUGUUUUAGACAGGGAUACCAUGCAAAGAAAAAAGUUGGAUGUAUAUUUCAUUCCUCGAUGACACAAAAAAUUUGCUGGGCAGUAACGUUAAAUACUGUUGCAGCACGAGAAACGCAAAAAAGAAAAUGUUGACCACAUUUAUGAACAAAAAAGUAGUAUGAGGGGUAGAGAAUAUAUAUUGAUUACUAGAAUGUAAUGGGCCCAUUCGGGAUCAUUCUCAGUCUUGUACCCAAAGUCCUCCAGCGCCUUCCUGCUGUUUAGUCAGUGCUUGGUAAGGCAGCCCGCUGACCAAAUACCGAAAGACUCUGGGCUCGAGAUUGGAUCACUUUAGUACCCAGACCCUUCUCAGCAAAGAUGAAGGGUCUGGGUACCAGAAUUAUUCGGGAUCGAAGUAUUAUCAAGAAAACUAGUUGACAACAGACAUGACAGCCAUGUUGGAGGAUAGAGGCAUCAAUAAUCCAUCCAACAUGGCAUUAAGAGCAACGCAAAUAAGUCUCUUUUCUUGAGCAGAAAAACUUCCCGCAAGACUCGAGGUGCCUUUCAUACGUGUUAUUUUUCAAAAGCAAGUUGAUCUUGUAAAAUGAAAUGCAAGAAAGCACGAAAUGUUUGAAAGAGUCUUUCUAGUUUUUUAAAAGCUUUUUAUCAAUAUCCUUUGAGACCAUGUUAACUAAAAGGUUUUGACCAAGGUAUUCGUUUGCUGAUGUUGACAUGACUACACGAAAAGAACGAUUACGGUACGCAGAUUGUGUGGCACAUGUUGAACUAUUAACAGCGAGCGAGCUUACCUACUGGUUUUACAGUUAAAAUAUUGGUACACGUAAUUUGUUGAUUUGAGCGGUUUUGAAUGAGUGGGGAAUUGACGGUACUAACGUACGCCACAUAGUCUACACGGUACGAAAUGCCGUAACAUUAAACUGGCUUCUCGUAGUCUUGCUUUAAUCCAUCCAAGUACAACGCCUGGUAACAGGUACUGUAAGAUACGGCUACGCAUAUGGGUCGUAUCGUUUUCCACCCAUUUGAAAACCGUACCGCUUUAUAGAACGGUGCUCCUUCAGGCAUACAAAAAAGAUCCAAACUCUUUCAUCUCCUACGCGCCAUCUACGCAUCAUCGCGCAGUCUACGCGCCAUCUUGUGUCUCCAAAUUCUGCCGCACCCUAUAUUUCUCACUAUUGUAAUCAGCGAAUUGCUUUAAAAUCAUAGUGCAUAUGUAAGACCUAUUGUAAGACCUAUUCCACAUUACAAAUAAAGUGAAUGUUAUAAAACAUUA
Molecule: messenger RNA, 4747 nt
Organism: Actinia tenebrosa (Australian red waratah sea anemone)
Lineage: Eukaryota; Metazoa; Cnidaria; Anthozoa; Actiniaria; Actiniidae
Product: cyclin-dependent kinase 18
Biological process (GO): protein phosphorylation
Cellular component (GO): nucleus; cytoplasm
Molecular function (GO): ATP binding; cyclin-dependent protein serine/threonine kinase activity
Source: RefSeq, a predicted model, not a curated record